Aphanomyces astaci is the source of this 2625-nucleotide messenger RNA. RefSeq lists its product as hypothetical. The record is from RefSeq and is a predicted model, not a curated record. The coding region runs from base 1 to 2625 and encodes 874 amino acids. The transcript is spliced from 9 exons. Lineage: Eukaryota; Oomycota; Saprolegniomycetes; Saprolegniales; Verrucalvaceae.
AUGGACCUAGCCCUCUGCCCAGGCGAUCACACGCCCUCGCGCCUCUCAGGUGUCAAGCCCACACGCUCCCUUACGAAGGGGGACAUCACCACAUUCGAUACCACCGACUGGCUCGAGGCGUCGGUCCAAAAUCUCUACGAUAUCCUAUACACCAGCGCCAAAAUCCAGUGGGGGGAAACCAGCCACAUUCGGAAGGCCCUCAACAGGGCAGUGGCGAUCCAACGCACCAACCGGGGCCGAAUAUCUAAUCUCCGACUUGCCCACAUGGUGGAAUUGCCCAAAUGGAUCCGCAUUCCAAACCUUCCCCCGUCCACGUGCUGGCACAGCUUUGGCGCCAUAGCGAUCGGGCAUCGCACGCUGGAAAAAUGUAUGUCGCAAAAGGCGCGACUGGCGUACCACCUGCAUCCGACAAACCCGCGUGCACCAACGAACCGCAUGGUUCCAAGGCCGCCAAACGCGGAAAUUCCUCCGAUCAGCACUCGGAGCACCCACUCCACCCAUUCCAUCCAGAGUGUCAUAAUCCGUCCUGCAGAUGUCCUCCCCCGCUACAGCUCGGACCAGGAAGAGAUACACUCCGACCGCCUCCAAGGCCCCACUUUGUCAGUGACUGCCUCCUCCAUGAUAUGGAUCGCCCAGACGUCCGUCGUUGCGCAGGCCUUCCAAACUCCCGCGGGCACCACAUGGGACACCACCUAUCACUACGAUGCAGAUAUGCAAGCACGCUGUGACCGCAGUCUACAUACGAGAGUGUCCCCAGGUUAUGGGGGUGUAUCCCAGGAACUCUGGAUUUCUGCCUCGGCGUGCAUCCGUGAACGGGAACGAACCGUCAUUAACCUUAUCCUACGCACAUGCCUAGUCCCCCCGAUCCUCGAACACAAGCAGAUGAUAUACCUCGCCAAAUCGGCCAUUGCCCGCGGCGUGGUAAACCUCGACCUUGGUCUUCCUCCUUGGCGCCCCAUCAUUGUUCAGACUGCCCUCAACAGCUGGGUCAUGGAGUACAUCUACCGCAAGCUCGGUGUCCCAUCCCUUCCUCGCCAGCUCAUGGACCAUUUUCUUGAAGCCAGCCAGAUUGACAUCCGCACGGUCUUUGGAUGGCUCGACGGGGGCAUCCGCACCCAAACACGCACCAUCUCCAGCCUCCUCUUCGUCGACGACGCACUCGACAUCUCCACCUCCUACUCGGUCAUCCAAGACCGGGCUAAGAUUUCCAACUAUUUCACAGGCCAAUCUGCAUCGGGAGGCGUUUUCGGAGCCGACAAAUUAUUCCUAUUCUACCUCUCACCCCACGCUUACCCUGCCAUCACCCUCAAUGAUGGGCUCGGAAACCCCCAACCCAUCCGUGUGGUGGCGCCCUCCGAGGCCUUCGGCACCUGGGCAUACCACAACCAAUGGGAGAAGACCACUCGUACCGUCUGGCUCAAACUCAACACCCAAGCUCCUGCCAUUGCCCCUCGCGGGCUGGGGAAAAGAGAGCUCCAAUACAUCAACGCUGUGUGGAUUCCAAGUGUCCUCUUCCGCACGGCCAUCAGCGACACCAUCAAUAUUGCACCUGCCCUCGACACCCUUUUCCGUAAGACGACACGCCGUGUCCUCCGGUUGCCGCACGACCAUCCAAAUUCAUGGUUCUACGCCCAUACAUAUGGCUUGGGUAUCGUCCACUGUGAACGCUUCAGCCACAGCCAACGACUCUAUCAAUUCCUUCGGAUUGCAAAUGACCGUGGCUCGCCCGCCCACGAAAUCCUCAUGGAAUCCCUUGAGGCCUACCAAAUUGAGAGCGGCCUAACUGACCACCCACUUGUAUUCCGCAUCCCCCCACCCGCCUCAGACACAGCAUUUCUAGGUACACUACUACGAGACCUUGCUACUUUCAAACCCGCCCUCACCAUCACCACCCAAAGGCACCACCCCCCGCUAGCAGUCCCCACCAUCCCAACGACCGCCCUAUCUGGGCUCACCUCACCCCAGCCCACGGCACUUCCCUCAUCUCCAUCAACUGCGCUCACGCCAACAAAACCUGAUACACUUAGCUACCGCAUUGGCCGACGUAUCAGUCUCCAAACUCGCCAUACUCCUGCUGGCCCUGAAAUCGCCGUCACCUCCUGGCAUGAACUCCGAAAAGGAUCGGACAUCUGGUACUCAUCUACAUCACGCGAAGCCCCCAGCCGACUUCGCCUGGUCCCUAGUGCGGGGUGUGCGAUCCUCACUGGCGACCUCCUCCGCACCAGCCGCAUCCAACGCCUCAAGCCCAGCUCCCACACGACCAACAACCUCCCCCACAUACCACACCUGUAUGUACUGCUUGCCACCGCAUCGCGGACACUACCGUCUGUAUGGACUGCGGGCAAUGGCACCAUACUGUCUGUAUUCGGUACGCCAGGAUAUUCUACACCACUCCACCCCACGUACGGCCUCCAUACCCUCCCCCUUCGCGGUGCCCUCACACACUCCGUCGGCGACGGCAGCGUCACGCACCAGGACACACGAACAGCUCAUGGCACAUGGAGCUACUUAGGCCGCGACGAUACCACCCUUGUAGAGCCCAUUAAUGUCCACCCCGACCACAUCACCCCCACAUGCUGUGAAGUACACAGCCUCUGGGGAUGCAUUGCUCCAAAUCUGCGAUAA